CUUUACAGCUCUAGCAUCUUUACCUGUCUUUCUCCUUUUCAUCGCUGAAUGUUUUUUUUUCCUUCUCAAAAUCAAUGGCGUCUUCUUCCUCAUCCAAGAAAUAUGUGAUCAGAAAGAGAAACCCAGAUCCCAAAACUUCAGCUUUAUUAGUAAUUGACAUGCAAAAUUACUUCUCCUCCAUGGCUAAACCCAUCAUGAACAAUACCCUCCUCAUUGUAGACCUCUGUCGCCGCGCCUCCAUCCCCAUCUUCUUCACGCGCCACUGCCACAAGUCCCCUACUGAUUAUGGCAUGCUUGAGGAGUGGUGGAAUGGCGACCUCAUCCUCGAUGGCUCCCCCGAUUCGGAGCUGAUUCCGGAGAUUGGACAACUUGCAGCUGCCGACGAGGUAGUGGAGAAGAACACGUACAACGCGUUCAUGAACACAGACUUGCAAGAGCGGUUGGCAGAGAAGGGUGUGAAGGAGGUGAUUGUGACGGGGGUGAUGACGAAUUUGUGCUGCGAAACAACGGCGCGAGAUGCGUUUAUGAGAGGGUUUAGGGUUUUCUUCUCUACCGAUGCGACGGCAACUGAUAAUGCAGAGCUGCAUGAGGCGACCCUGAAAAACAUGGCAUAUGGGUUUGCUUACUUGGUUGAUUACGAGCAGAUUCAGAAAGGGCUUUUCUCGUUGUGAAUAUUUUGAACAUCAAUUUUAUUUUGUUUUAUUUUAUUUUUUGGCCUAUGUUUUCCCGAAUGAUGUCGAAAGCACAAAUUUCCAAUCUUCAAAUGAUGAAGGGGAUGGAAGCUUCUGCCUGGGAUUGAAAUUGAAUCGAGGUGCUUGCUUAUGCUACACCACAAGAGCUGGGUGCAGGAAGGACACGAUCUAGGUUGUGUUUGUUCUUUUUGACAAAACUAUUUGCAUUAGCUCGAAUCUGUGAUUUGCCGCCUGAAUCCCGUUCUAAGUUUGGAGACGUUAUGUUAAAUCUAUAAAUAUAAUAGAUAACUAGUUUUGUGCCUUUCGUUGUGUAUUUGCCCUCUCUUGAUUUCUUGGCUUUCCAUGGUACCACAACCAUUUGUCCUAGAAGCUCACUUGAUGUGGAAACUCUACUUUAUUCAUUGAUUGAGAGAUUGUCCUAUUGUUCCUAAUGCAUGGAUUAUGGAAUAGAGUUUGUCCAGUCCC
Messenger RNA from Rubroshorea leprosula, 1157 nucleotides. Lineage: Eukaryota; Viridiplantae; Streptophyta; Magnoliopsida; Malvales; Dipterocarpaceae. The record is from the annotation of a GenBank genome assembly.